AUGCCUCACUCGACCCAAUAUUCAGUUCUUGCGCCCGCCACACCUCCCACGAAAACCUUGGCUACGCAAAAUGGUAAAGCCCGAUCGAAUGGCUUUAUGAGCGUACACGAAAGAAAAGAUCUUCAGCAAGCACGUGCACUGAACCCGUUUGAUCCUAUUGAAGUUGACGGCACACCCAUGAACGAGUGCUCGACUGCAAUACCAUCAGAAUGCGAACUGGAAGAAGCUGAGACGAACUUGUGGGUUGCCCUCAAACAGUACAAAAUGCUCCUUGAGGCCAAGAUGGACCUGUCAAAUGCUUUCGAUGAGUACAAAGACCUCUUCUUGAUUCACCAGCGUCGUAAGGGUAACUCAACUUCUCACCUGGACAUCGCCAUUCCUGAAACGCAGGAUAAUCAGUUGGUAGAAGCAGCUCAGGACGCUCUAGCAAAGGCGCCACCUCCUCCCGCCAAACCAGACCCUGUCUCCUACGACAAAUUCAUCCAGACGCUCGAGCAAGGUGGUUAUACUUGGCUUCUAAAACACACAAAACACCUCAACAGCAUGGAUGAUUUCGCCGUCGCUCUCACCGCCGACCCAAAGCAAAAGCGCUGCAAGGUUGGCCGUCCAAGGGGUGAUCUGGAGUUUCGUCAACAGGUUGGUGGACAAGGAAGGGAUCCGUGGAAGUGUUGGCCACCGAACGCUGACGAGGAUGUAGAGGUGGCUACGGAGUGA
Messenger RNA from Alternaria rosae, 714 nucleotides. RefSeq lists its product as uncharacterized. The transcript is spliced from 2 exons. Bases 1 to 714 code for a protein of 237 amino acids. The record is from RefSeq and is a predicted model, not a curated record. NCBI's taxonomy places the organism in Eukaryota, Fungi, Ascomycota, Dothideomycetes, Pleosporales, Pleosporaceae.